This is a messenger RNA of Adineta steineri, 606 nucleotides long. The record is from the annotation of a GenBank genome assembly. Lineage: Eukaryota; Metazoa; Rotifera; Eurotatoria; Adinetida; Adinetidae.
AUGUCGAACGAAGAAAUUUCAGAUGAUGAUGAAUUACAAAAUACAGGUGCAAGUGCAAUAAUUACUGAAAUAGAACAGUUAAAUCUCAAUGAAGAAGAAGAAAAGGACAAAUGUGAUUGUUCAACACGUUCUUCUGAUGUAUCAUGUGAAAAUAUAUUCAAUCAUAUGGACUAUUUUUUUGGUGAAAAUGAAAAAUGUACUGUACAUCCUUGUUUUGCUCGAUGGCUUACUAAAAAAGCUAAAAAUCUUGAUGAAUUACAAACAAUUGAUCGUUAUGCAUUACUUCAACGCAUCAAACGAAAUUUUAAUUAUCGAGAAAUGUGUUUAGAUGAUGAAGAAUUUCAAGAAUGGACAGUAGAAUGGAAAAGUACUGCUAAAUAUGAAAGAAUGCCUUUAAUUCAAUCAUUUCUUCGAAUGCUUUUAUCUGAAGGCGGAUCGACAUUUUAUUAUUCAUUUUGUCGUAAUGAUAUUAUAGAAGAAGAUUGUGGAUGGCAUUGUAUUGAAUGUCGACGAUGUAAAGAUUGGAGAGAAUGGCAUUGUAAAAAAUGUAAUAAAUGUACAUACGGUGCUUCUUCACCAUGUCAACGAUGCGGACAUAAAGGUUGA